Messenger RNA from Pseudoliparis swirei, 3314 nucleotides. RefSeq names its product immunoglobulin mu DNA binding protein 2 (gene ighmbp2). Gene Ontology annotation, molecular function: 5'-3' DNA helicase activity; zinc ion binding; RNA binding. The transcript is spliced from 16 exons. NCBI's taxonomy places the organism in Eukaryota, Metazoa, Chordata, Actinopteri, Perciformes, Liparidae. The record is from RefSeq and is a predicted model, not a curated record. The coding region runs from base 138 to 3128 and encodes 996 amino acids.
AAUACACACACACCGGUGUUAGCAAGAGACUGUCAAAGUGGGUCCGUGUGAUUAACUUCAGCCUUUCUGUCGUCGGCUCUUUUCUAUUCAGAUAAUCGAGCUUAUUAGUUAACUGACAUCAUCAUUAACAGUGAGAGAUGGCGGUUGAACAAUUUGUGUCAAAGACACUCGAGCUUCUCCAGGAGGAAAGGGAGGCUGAGAUAGAGGAGACCAGGAUAUGGCAGGAGAACAUCUCUCUCAAAGAUCUUCAACAUAAAGGAGUUUGCCUGCUGAAGUUGCAGAUAGGAAGUCAGUCCACAGGCCUGUACGGUCGCACAGUCGUCGUCCUUGAACCAAGAAAGCAUCUUGGUUUCUUGGCUCUGCCAAGCAACAGCUUUGGACCCGGGGACAUAGUUGGGUUGUAUGACACUGGUGGAUGCACCCCAGCCUCUCAGAUCGGCACAGGAAUAGUGACGAGGGUCAGCCAAGUUUCUAUAAGUGUGGCCUUCGACGAUUCAAAUGAUGGCCUCAGCUUUGAUACGGGUGCGCUUCACAACCUCCUAAAGUUGGCAAAUGACGUCACAUACAAACGGAUGAAAAGUGCCUUGAAUACAUUGAAUGGAUACAGCAAUGGACCAGCUGCCAAUCUGAUAAAUGUUCUUUUUGGGGACUCACAACCAUCCUCGCAAUCACAGCCAAAUAAAGUACAAUUCUUUAACUCGAACCUGGACGAUUCUCAGAGAGAAGCUGUGUCCUUUACGCUGUCUCAGAGAGAACUGGCUGUGAUUCAUGGACCACCAGGCACCGGGAAAACCACCACAGUGGUGGAGAUCAUCUUGCAAGCAGUAAAACAGGGACAAAAGGUACUUUGCUGUGCGCCCUCUAACGUGGCUGUGGAUAAUUUGGUGGAGAGGUUAGCCCGGUCCAAGGCAAAGGUCCUCAGGCUGGGUCACCCUGCCAGACUUCUGGAGUCUAUACAGAAACAUUCUCUAGACGCCAUCCUUGCACAGAGUGACAACGCAAACAUCAUCGCUGACAUCCGAAAGGACAUCGAUAAAGCAUUUAUUGGAAUAAAGAAAAUGCGUGAUAAAGGACAGCGGGUGAACUACAAAAGAGAAAUAGGGGAGCUUAGAAAAGAGCUGAAAACAAGGGAAGCAACAGCCAUAACGCAGAUCCUAAAAAGAGCCGAUGUUGUGUUAUCAACCAACACAGGUGCUUCUGGCAGUGGUCCUCUGAAGUUCCUGCCAGCGGAGCAUUUUGAUUUGGUGGUGAUAGACGAGUGCGCUCAGGCGCUGGAGAGCAGCUGUUGGAUCGCCCUGCUCCAAGCACGCAAGUGCAUUCUGGCUGGAGACUACAAGCAGUUACCACCUACUAUCAAAUCACAAAUGGCUGCAUCUAAAGGCCUGUCACUCAGUCUCAUGGAGAGACUUAUCCAGAUGUACGGGGACUCAGUGGUCCGGAUGCUCACAGUUCAGUACCGCAUGAACAGUGCCAUCAUGGACUGGGCCUCCAAAGAGAUGUACCAGGGAAGACUAACCGCUCACAGCUCUGUAGAGAGACACCUGUUAAAGGAUUUACCAGGAGUCGCCUGUGUUGAAGAGACCAGCACGCCACUUCUCCUCAUUGACACUGCGGGCUGCGGCCUGAGCGAGAUGGAGGUCACAGAUGAGCAGUCCAAAGGCAAUCAGGGUGAGGUCGACAUUGUUGAACUGCACAUAACGGCCUUGACUGAAGCUGGAGUUAAAGCUAAAGACAUCGCUGUUAUUGCUCCAUACAAUCUACAAGUCGAUCUUCUGCGUCAGAAACUUUCUGCGAGGCAUCCGGAGCUGGAGAUCAAGUCUGUGGAUGGAUUUCAAGGCAGAGAGAAAGAGGCUGUGGUGUUGUCGUUAGUUCGGUCCAACAGAAAGGGGGAAGUUGGAUUCCUGGCAGAGGACAGAAGGAUCAACGUGGCCGUUACACGUGCGAGACGUCACAUCGCUGUUGUGUGCGACACUCAGACUGUCCAGACUCAUGCUUUCCUGAAGUCCCUGAUCAAGCAUAUGACUGAGUUUGGCGAGGUCAGAACAGCAUUUGAGUACAUGCAAGACCUCGUGCCACAGAACUACACCCGUGACCACAAAGACACAAAGGCUAAUACGUCUGCCAGCAGCUCCACAUCCACCAAACAGAAGGUGAAAGAUCAGCCUCCGAGCCGGGCGAAGCCACAACACGAGAAGUGUCCUGGUGGCAGCAGUAAUGAACAUGCUGCUGCGACACAGAAGCACACAAAGUCAGUGACCGAGGAAGAGCAGGACAUGACCAGAUGUGCUGAGAUCAGAGUGCAGGUGGAGAGCUUUCGAAAGGACUUAAGUCAGAAAGAACUACAGUUCCCAUCAUCAUUUAACUCUCAUGACCGCCUGCUGGUCCACCAGAUCGCUGAGGAGCUGGGCCUCGUGCAUGAGAGUAAAGGUGAGGGUAAAGACAGGUGUAUCAUGGUGACCAGGCCUCUGGUGUCAACACCGGCUGAGAGGCCAACACAAGCAGAAGAAGAAGAAGAAGAUGAUGAUGAUGAUGAUGAUGAAGAACCUCAGGAAAACGAAACAAUCCCCAACCCCCAAAGUGAGCCGCUGUGUCAGCCUCCAUUAGACCUGAAAAGUUUACAUUUGGAUCGAAUGAAGAGGGAGCAGCAGAAGAGGGAAGAACAUGCUCAACAAAAACAGCAACAGAACAACAUCCCACCCGCGUUGGCCCAGUCGUCAAAGAAGCCCAAGUCUGCUAAAGGAAAGAGCCGAGUGAAGCCCGGCGCUUGUGGCAUCGCUGCUGCUGCCGCUCCGGAUGAGGACUUUGACACGCUCCUCGACGCCGUCAUCAAGGCUGAGCGCGUGUGCAGCUUCGUCAGGUGCAAAGCGUCUGUGCUGAUGCUCGGACAGCUUUGCCUGUUCUGCAACAGGCAGUAUUGUCUCGGGCAUCAUAUCCCGGAGGUCCACGGCUGUGGAGAUAAAGCCAAGUCUCAUGCUCGGAUGAGAAUAAGCAAAGAAGGCGUUCUGUACGCAGGAAGUGGGAAGAAAGACAAAUCCAUGGACCCCAAUAAGAAAGCCUAUCUACAAAGGAAAUUGGACUCUAAAUUGAAAGCUAUGUCAUCACAGAGGAAACCCAAAAACAAAGAAUGACAGAUAAGGCGAGCAAACAAACUUUGUAAAUUCCCAUAACUAGAGACUUUAUUGUGAACAAUUAAACCAUAAAAAAGUUUGAAAACGUCUUGUUUGAUCAAAUUUACAUAUUAUAAUCUGUGUUGCCUUUCCAACAUUCAUACAGUAUGGUUUCAUACAAUGUGCUACUAAAUCUCAUGAAAUACA